This is a messenger RNA of Homarus americanus (American lobster), 1640 nucleotides long. RefSeq names its product GAS2-like protein pickled eggs. The coding region runs from base 765 to 1640 and encodes 291 amino acids. Gene Ontology annotation, cellular component: stress fiber; microtubule plus-end; actin filament. Gene Ontology annotation, molecular function: actin filament binding; cytoskeletal adaptor activity; microtubule binding. NCBI's taxonomy places the organism in Eukaryota, Metazoa, Arthropoda, Malacostraca, Decapoda, Nephropidae. Gene Ontology annotation, biological process: regulation of microtubule polymerization or depolymerization; protein localization to microtubule plus-end; microtubule bundle formation. The transcript has 4 exons. The record is from RefSeq and is a predicted model, not a curated record.
UCAGCAGUGUGUUUUGUGCGAGUGUGGAGAGAGGAGGUGCUCAGUCUGCCCUCCGACGUCGCUAACUCGACCCACCCAUAACAUCCAAUCGAAUCUUUGAAAGAAUAUAACCCAGCCCAUAGCAUAGUGACUAGUGUCGUAGUAUACUAAUUACGCACAGUCAAUAUUUUCUUUCAUUUGAAGGUGAUUUUGUACAAUAUUAGUGUAAUACUUCACCGCAUGAGUGACAAGUGUUACUUGCUGGAGUAUUGGUAGACGUCUUAAUUAUACUGUUCGUGACUAAUACCGAGGCUUCUGGUGCCAAGGUUGAAGACUUUCCUGUCUCAAUAUUCAGUUAAGUAAUAAACACACCGGGACUACAUAGUGAGUGAUAUUUCAAAAUCACCUGGUGUUGGCUGCGAAGACAUAACCGUGGAUGUUUGAGUGCGUGUAUAUAAGAACAGGCCUAAAAAGUUAUAUCAGCUGGUGCAGUAUUACUCAGAUGGUGCCAACUCCAUGUGCGGCAGGUGGAGGCCCACACUAUUGAUUGCGGUGGCAGUCUAGUCCAGUUGGUACGCCAGAGCCUGAUAACCAAGUUGUGCCAAAACAACCCACGGGCAAGAACAAACAUGUUGGAUGACCUUGCCGUGUACUUGUUGGCUCCUGCAUAACCUACUCUUUUGGUAACUAGGGACCUUAACUACCAGCUGAGGUAUUAAGUCGCUAGUGGCAUCGUAAAGACGAGUAGUAGUUAGUGUGCAGAUAGGCCGACCAAUUGUCUCACUAUGUCUGUUUCCGAGACUUGCCUGUCGCAGGGCGAGGGAGUCAAGCCCCAGCUGGCGGCACUUGACACCACGCAGGAUGCUACUGACGGGGAGUCCAUCAUGCUGCUGGAGCCUAGACCCUUCAGGCCCUUCAAGACUUCUGAAGAGUACCUGUAUGCUAUGAAGGAGGAUCUGGCUGAGUGGCUCAAUAACCUUUACAGCAUGGAUAUUAACGUAGACAACUUCUUUGAACGUCUUGACACUGGUGAAGUCCUGUGCGCGCACGCGAACAACGUGCGAAGGCUGGCGGAAGAACAGCGUCGGCAGCACCAGGACCAACAUCAUCAGCAACAGCAGGGAGGAGGGCGAAGGUUCUCCUCGAAGUGGGAGAUUCCUCAGUACGAUGUGGUGUACCGUCAGGAUGUCACCCCGGGGUCGUUCUUCGCCAGAGACAACGUCCAUAACUUCAUCUCGUGGUGCCGUGAAUUAGGCAUCUACGAGGUCCUGCUUUUUGAGACUGACGAUCUCGUACUCAGGAAGAACGAGAAGCAUGUCAUUUUGUCUCUCCUGGAGGUGGCUCGUCGUGGUGCUCGGUUCGGGAUGGCUGCUCCUCUGUUGGUGCAGAUGGAAGCGGACAUCGACCGGGAGCUGGAGCAGGAACGACUUGCUGAAGAACGUAUGGCAGAGAGCGGCGGUCAAUUCAACGGUGAGGAUGAGUCGUGGAGCCAUGAUGGGCACGACCUGACUCCUCCAGAGCCGCCUAAGAUGUUCUACGGCCCUCAACCCCAGAUCAUCACCAACGACCUCAAAAGCCUCGACGAAAUGACUAUGGUAAAGAAGAGGCUGGAUGUGAGUACAAUAUCUUAUUACAUCUCGGACCAGAUAGAGAAUAUAUAA